Messenger RNA from Podarcis muralis (Common wall lizard), 4456 nucleotides. RefSeq names its product activating transcription factor 7 interacting protein 2 (gene ATF7IP2). Gene Ontology annotation, molecular function: transcription coregulator activity; protein binding. NCBI's taxonomy places the organism in Eukaryota, Metazoa, Chordata, Lepidosauria, Squamata, Lacertidae. Gene Ontology annotation, biological process: regulation of DNA-templated transcription. The record is from RefSeq and is a predicted model, not a curated record. Gene Ontology annotation, cellular component: nucleus; transcription regulator complex.
CCUCUCCUAUUGUGCCUACUAGCUAUUUUCCUCCUGUUUAUAAAGACAAGUUGGAUCCUUGUUCGUUUAAGCUUAAGCAGAGAAAAGUAGUUAUGGAUGCACCACAGAACAUUAAGCAGUAAUUUGGAGGGCAGGGGGACAAGAGACAAAAUUAGCUCGUGCAACGGCAUCCUUUAAGAGAGGUUAAGCUGGCUGACUUCACCGAGACUGUUGGUGCAUAGCGACGGAGCACUUUCUCUUCUGCAUAAAAAGAUCAUCACCAUCAUUGCCGUAAGCAUUUAAACUGUCCUUUCUCAGUGCAGAACACUUUGCAUGCACGGUUAAAGUAAUAAGAAAAGAAGAAGAACCCUGCUGGAUCAGACCAAAGACCCCAUCGAGUCCAGAAUCCUGUUCUCAGCUUGGACCACCAGAGUACCAUAUGAAGCCCACAAGAGGACCUCAGUACAGCAGAAAAAGGGUGCAAGAAAUUAAUCCAAACAUGGAUGUCAAAAAGCCCUGGCGUGCCAAAAAGACGAUGACUCCAAGCGCCCGAAAGCAAGUGAAGAUGCUGCGUGAAAUGAAGGCUGUCCAAGCAGCAGAAAAAAUGGCAAAUAGUACCUCCGUUGUGUAUAAUCAUGUUCAUUUAAAAAGGGCUGAAACAAGUGGCUUAAGUCAGAACUCUCUGAAAGAACCUAACCUUCAACCGAAAUCAAAGGAAACUCUGUUGCACCCUCCAACAUUAAAGGAGUCCAUAACCAAUUUAGUUGUUAAUUCUGAAAUGAAGGCUGUCCAAGCAGCAGAAAAAUUGGCAAAUAGUACCUCCGUUGUGGAUAAUCAUGUCCACUUAAAAAGGGCUGAAACAAGUGGCUUAAGUCAGAACUCUCUGAAAGAACCUAACCUUCAACCGAAAUCAAAGGAAACUCUGUUGCACCCUCCAACAUUAAGGGAGCCCGUAACCAAUUUAGUUGUUAAUUCUGAAAUCAGUAUUUAUAACAGUAGUCGUGAAGGAUCCCAAGAUCUUCCCUACAAGGUUUGCACUGAAGACUCUGAUUUGGAGCAAUUUCUGAAUGCUGGAGCCUUACAGGAUCUACUGUAUUAUUACCUUCAAAAAGAACCCAGUUCCUCAUCACAUAAGCCGGUGGAAGUACACUUGAACUCUGAGCCGCUUGCCCAGCUUUCUGGCCAAUCGGAACAUGAGCUUUCAGUGACUUCUCCGAUGCGCAAGAUCCCUGCCUUAGAAAAGGUAACCGAAAUAAAAGAUGAACCACUUGUUAAGCAAACCAUGCCAGUAUUGGAACAGGAAGGUGACAGAUUCCAAUUGCUUGAGAAAAAUACAAAUUCUUCAGUUCGGCCAGAUGGGGCUCCGAGGAAAAGGAGAAUUUCAGAAACUAAUGAAGGCAUCUUUUCCAAAUGCAUCAAGAAAUCCGAUGAAGCCAGAAAGGUUGGCGACAAAAGCUCUGAGAAAAGACAUAUUGCAUUGGAACAGGUCAAAUGCUUCAUUCAAAGUCAGCUGGACAAGUCAGUGAAAACCUUGGAUCACAGACUCGAACUUCUAAAGCAAAGAAUCGACCACACGCAGUGCCUCCGGAAGCAUGAAGCGAUAGCUAUUAAAAUUGUAAAGAAAAUCUCUAGGCUUGACAGACGCAUUGAUGCUGUAAUAACAAGCCAGAAGAGAGAAUCAUCUAGAAAAGCCCUCCCUACAAGACCACCUUUGCAAAUUGAAAUAAUAAAUUGCCCCAGCCCUCAGCAUGGCAAUGCAAACAGCAUGCCAGCACCGUCAAAAGAGAAGCCAUCCAAUCUUAACAAAGCUAUCCCUAAAAACACAGAAAGCUCCGAAGACAUUAUAUGCCUUUCUGGGGGGAAAGAAAGCUCAGACGUGGGAACAGUGAAUCCUACAGGUGUUCAGCAGAAAGAAACUUCUGUAAAUGCCUCUACUUCAGCUGAAACUCCAUGCAGCUCUAAGGACCCAUUAUUUAUUGAUUUGACUGAUGAUGGAGAUGACAGCAACAAAGCGUAUUCCAUUAGUUUAAUUUGCCAGUCUUCUUUAGAUGGGACACCUUCUUCUUCCCAAGAUUGUGCUACUAAGAAAACCGAUUCACCCGUAGAAAGCCUGGUCCUAAAUCAUCCUCAGCCUGUGCUGCAAACAUCAAAUGAGGUCCCUGAAGCGUUUCGGCACCUCCCUCCGUUACCGCAGGUUGAGCAGCAGCUGGAGAGCCUGUCCAGAUUCAGAUAUACCCGUCCACCUCAAAAGCUGCACCUCACUGUGGUUCAGGUGGAGAAGCCCAAAGGCUUUGGCCUGCGGUGGGAGGUCAGAAAGGUGGAACCAUGGUGUGCUCCUCUAGACAGCUUCCACUUGUUCGUUUGCCUGGAGCUCGUCGGUAAAGGUGCGCCGACCAGCUGGCUUAGGGUGCGGGAAAUUAAGGCCAUGCCUCUCCCCAUGGGUUGCUCGUUAGCCCAGAUUGCUGAUUGCUCCAAGUGUUACUUUACCAUCCAGUCAAAGGACAUUUAUGGACGUUAUGGACCCUUUAGUGACAUUCAUGCCAUUUCGAUGACGUAGCUCCUGUGAGGGGGGAUCUAGGCUCCUACAGGACGUCUACUUUAUGUGUCCCUCUUCUCUCUAUGCUGCCUAUGGCUGGCGCCAGUUUCAGGAUUACAGUUACCGUAAGGUUUGACACCUCACUUCUGAGACUUCCCGUUGACCUCUUGCCUUUCUGCGAGGGGCGCCCUUAACAUUUUAGAUUUUGGAGGGGAGAGAGAAAGGGACCUUUGGCUUUGCUGCUGCUGUUACACUACAACUCCCAUCAUCCUGGCCUGUUCACCAUACUGGCUGGGGCUGAUAGGACUUGUAGUUCAACAGCAUCUGGACUGCUUCGGCCCCUUUCCCCUGUUACAGUUCCUAUAAGCUCAGACCACCAAAACGGUCUCCCUUGCAGGCGUGCCGGGUAGUGGGGGCUGAGGAGUCUUCAGCUUCCCCCCCCCAAAAAAAACAACCAAGGAGUCUUCAGCCCCCCAAAACCCUGUGGUCCGCUCCCCCUCCUCGCCCGAUAUUGCGUGGAUAGGAGGCGGAGCGUGGAUCCUGGGGGCUGCGCUCUGCCUCUUCCUGCCCAAUGCUGUGUAGGGAGAAGGCAGCCAUUUGAGCGCUGGCAUCACAGCAGCGGGGGCGGGACUCCAGUGUGUCCCGGCCCAGCACGCUAUUUGGGAGCGGACGCGCCAUGUGAUGCGCCCCCCCAAUGUGGGGGGCAGGUUGACGCCCCUGCUCCCUUCAAUGUAUUUUCACAUAUCUUGGCAGAAAGAGAUUCAUAAUUGCACCCAUAAUGUCCUCAUCUAUGGCCUCUUCCAGGUCUCUCUCCCACGUCACCUUUAGUGUGCCUUUAGCAGACGUGGAAGUUGGUUCCUUUUGCUUUAUAAAUUAGAAACUUGGCCUUGCCUGAAGGGCAGGUUUCAAAAGCCAUUUGUGAUGCUCCAAAGCCACAUGCACUACAAAGAAGGCAAAAAUACCCCCCUCCCAAUUUUGCAGCUCGCAGACCUACUACAGCUUAGUUAGGGUCACCAGUUCCUCCUCUGAACUUCUAGAUGUGGAAAACUCUCCAGCCAUAUCUGAUCUGCAUUCCUGGUGGCUUUUUUAAAAAAAUCAAAUUAUACCUGUAGUGUAUAAGCCCUGCUGGUCGCCAGAGCUAAAAUUCAUGGUCACCGGUGGCAACUUUCCUCGUGGGACCCUGUCACAAAGAAAGCCGGUAUCUUUGUCACCUGAUUCAUGUUAACUGAUUCAUCCAGUUAAACCUCUAGCUGCUUAGUGCACAUAUUAUUUUUUGCUUUUGUUAGUCAUGGGGAAAGAAGGCAAAGCAAUUAAAGCCUUUGAACACUUGAAAUUCUGAAGACGCACAAAGUGGCAUGCCUUCUACCUCCGAGUAUCCAGUCAGGCGCUGCUUUCAAGCCUGUCUUCCCAGUCCUUCGGGCUAGAAGGCUGCUUGAGAACGAAAUGAAAGUUGCUAGUCUCAGAACGCUUGGUUGAACUCAGCAGGCGUUUGUGUGCCUUAGUGGUCCAAUCCCGCCCACUCCUACCUCUUCAUCUUAAUGUCUAGCAUCUCUUUUAAAAAGCUGGGCUUCCCUUCAGCGUUUAGGCAGAUGCUGUCAAGAAACCAAACUGCAACACGGUAUCGGCACAAUACUGGUUGUAACUUUUAUUUCUGUGUACACAGAUGGUAUAUAAAAUACAAAACAACAGAGGCACAGUCGGUAGAGCUAAGCUAGCAGUCUUGACGAUCACUGUCCUCCGCCAAGCAUUUUUGGAUUUCUCAAUUUCUCCCCCAACCCCAGAACUUGAAAAAUGGUAGUACUAACGUACAAAGGAGUGCCUAUUAUUCCCAGGCGAGUUGCAAAGGCAAUAAUAGCAUUGUCAGAAUUGGGGUUUUUUGUAUUCUCUGGUUAUAUAUUGAUUUGCAAUUCAAAUUUCUAUUAAAGUGGUCAGAAAAUAUAA